Messenger RNA from Melanaphis sacchari, 2500 nucleotides. RefSeq lists its product as uncharacterized. Bases 1021 to 2475 code for a protein of 484 amino acids. Gene Ontology annotation, biological process: transmembrane transport. The record is from RefSeq and is a predicted model, not a curated record. Gene Ontology annotation, molecular function: transmembrane transporter activity. Gene Ontology annotation, cellular component: membrane. The transcript is spliced from 7 exons. Lineage: Eukaryota; Metazoa; Arthropoda; Insecta; Hemiptera; Aphididae.
GACAGCUGACUGUAAUGUACUUACGUUCUUUAAACUACUAUAAUACAAAUCGAUUUUUGAGUUAUUAUUUUUUUUUUCAAUAGUGUUUAUUGUUUUCAAUACCAUAUAACCGACUCAAAUAUGGUGAAACUGUGAAAUGAAUAUAAUAUCAUAUAACACUAUAUACAUAAUAUAAAACAGUCACAAAACAUCGCUUCGUAGUGCCAAUACAAAUAUACAAUACCUACAUGUUUUUUUCAGUAUCGUAUGAUGUCAGUGAGUUUAGGACGCAGAACAACAGAUAAAACAAGCAACUGUGUUCAGUUCAGCAAGAUCAUAAUUUUUCAAGUAGAUAUUAACUAUUUGUGUACAAUAUUAUUGAGUGCUUAAUUCGUCCGUAUACCUAUGGUAAAUCAAUGCGGUUCGGCAGGCAUUUACCACACGAAUUCGCGUAAAUAAAUCAUCUCAUCUCAGCCUGAACGAGAGUGGACUCAAAUAAACGACACUCGCGACCACUCGAAACACAACGAUUAAAUUAAUUGUCGAAAUGUGAUUCAUUUCAAUUAAUUUUCUUAUCUGCAACACGUACGCUCGUCCAAAAUACAACAUCAGUGUAUAACAAUAUGACACACAUCACUCGUCGUCUUCGCCGCCGCCGCCACCGCUGCCGAAUUAUAACGCUGCAGCAUUAAUGUCAACACGUUUUAGAUAAAAAAUUUCAACGCUGUUGCGACCGGUGAUUUUUAUGAGGUCGAGAGCAUAAAGUGCUCACUCCGUUAUCACAGCAACAACAACAACAACAACAACAACAGAAACUACACCACCGCCGUUAUCAGACAUCGGAAUAAUAAAUCAAUCGAACCGCAGACGCCUAUCUAUUAGGUCGGUCUCGCACAUCGUAACACGGUCGGUUAGCGCGCGCCCAAUCAACACCAUUUGUUCCGGCGCUACAAUGUCGGACUCGUGCGAAGCGUAACGACAACAGCGACGGUAACACACGUCGACUUUCACCGCGCCACAACACUCGCUUAGCCGAAAACCAUGUUGAUCGUACGCAACGCGAUGGCCCGCGUGUCCGUAGAGCCCGUACUGCUGUUCUACUUCGUUGCCACGGUGUUCUCGGGAUGUCUGAGCACCAACCUGCUGCUGUACAAGGCGUGCGACCCGACGGGCGCGAUGGCCGGCCAGGUGGGCUCCAAGUGCCCGGACGAGACGGCGGCGCAGCACGUGGUGGCGCCGAUCAACGGCUGGAAGACGCUCGUCCAGCAGCUGGUGCCCAUAGCGCUGUCCAUGGCCGCGGGCACGUGGAGCGACCGGCACGGCCGCCGCAGGCCACUGAUCGUGCUGCCGGUGGUCGGCCAGAUACUGGCGGACGCGCUGUCGCUGUACUGCACCGUCGUGUGGUCGGUGUCGCCGGCGCUGACUGCCACCGCGCAGGCGGCCGCGCUGUCGCUGACCGGCGGCCCGCCGAUGCUGUUCAACGGCAUCAACUCGUACGUGGCCGACACGACCACGGAAGAGUGGCGGACGUUCAAGUACGGCACGGUCGGUGGCACCUUGGCCGUGGGCGGCAUACUGGGAAUGCUCGUCUACGGGUUCAUAGUGGUCCACGUGGGAUUCGUGCACGCGUACGUGGUGUCCAUCCUCCUGGGCCUGACCGCGCUCGUGUUCACGUUCGUGUUCAUCGACGACAAAGACGCCCGUCAGAGGGAAAAAGACGCGGGUGACCAGAUAUCGCUGUACCAGGACGUGAUCCGGGCCGUCAAUCCUUUGGACGUGCUCCGCAACUGUUACCGCGUGUUGACCAAGCACCGUACCGGCCACGGCAAGCUGGUCCUGUGCCUAGUCGUGUUCGUGUGCGCGCCGCUCACGUGCGUGCCGCUCGAGGGAGAAAUGUUAGUAUUAUAUCUAUAUUUGAGGUAUAAAUUUCAAUGGAAUGAAGUAGACUUCAGUAUUUUCAAUGCUUACCAGCUCUCCGUUGUAUUAAUAGGUACAUUGUUUGCAUUAGGUAUUUUAAGCUACAAGUUUCGAAUGAACGAUGCGUUAAUUGCUACAAUUGCUUCUGUAUUUGAUCUUUUAGCUGCAGUCGCGUUCUUUUUAAUUUCUGAAUCAUGGCAACUGUUUUUAGUGCCACCAUUAGAAAUUUUUCGAGGUGCAACAUUAGCAUUAACAAGUUCUAUAGCUUCAAAAUGUGUUGGAUCCGAUGAACUGGGUUCUAUGAAUGCAGUGAAACUAUUACUGGAAAGUUCAAUAAAAAGUGGAUUUUUACCAUUAUACAAUUUUAUUUACAACCACACAUUAGAAUCGAUGCCAAGUGCAUUUUUUUUAAUAAGUGUUGUUCUAACAGCUCCACUUAUAUUCGUUUUUUAUUUGAUAUACUAUUUAAGCAAAAAUCAAAAAACAAAUACUGUUGAAAACAUUCAUGUUCAAAAUAAAAAUCACGACACCGAAAUCGCACCUAUCAACGACCAUAACAUAAUUAAUUAUCAUAUUUAAUGAAAUAAAACUUAAAAAUGGUCAA